This is a messenger RNA of Ilex paraguariensis (yerba mate), 1216 nucleotides long. NCBI's taxonomy places the organism in Eukaryota, Viridiplantae, Streptophyta, Magnoliopsida, Aquifoliales, Aquifoliaceae. The record is from the annotation of a GenBank genome assembly.
CAAAAAAGAACAACAUCUAAAUUCAAUCCAUCAUGAAUCCUCUAAACUGAUCAUCAUCCAAAACCCUAAUCGAUUCAUCCGCGAAAAGGGUUUUUCAAAUCCACCUGGAUUUCUUGGUUGAAUUUUUGAUUUUUGAGACAUGGAUGGUAACAAAGAUGAAGCUUUGAAAUGCUUGAAGAUCGCCCAAAACGCAAUCGAAUCCGGCGAUCAAACCCGAGCUUUGAAAUUCAUAGAUAAAGCUCGUCGGCUCGAUCCCUCUCUCUCAGUUAAUGAGCUUUUAUCAAAAGUUGAUGCUCAAUCACAGUCCAACGGACCCACCAGUGAUAUUCCAUCAAAACCCUCCAACGAUGGACCUCGCCGUAGGGUUUCAGCUACUGGGUCUUCCCCAUCGUCGUCAGCCACGAAUUCGGUUGCGUAUACUGAAGAACAUAUCUCAAUUGUGAGAGAGAUUAAGAGGAAAAAGGAUUAUUAUGAGAUAUUAGGGUUAGAGAAGACUUGUAGUGUUGAGGACAUUCGGAAAGCGUAUCGAAAAUUGUCUUUGAAAGUUCAUCCUGAUAAGAACCAGGCUCCAGGAGCUGAGGAAGCAUUUAAGGCGGUAUCCAAGGCGUUUCAGUGUUUGAGUGAUGAGGAGAGUAGGAAAAAAUAUGAUGUUGUUGGGCACGAUGAGCCUGUUUAUGAAAGGCGUGCCACGAGGCGUGGAGGAGGAGAAUUUAAUGGGUUUUAUGAUCGUGAUUUUGAUGCUGAUGAGAUUUUUAGGAAUUUCUUCUUUGGAGGAAUGCACCCAGCAACAAGAACUCAAUUUACUGGGUUUAGUUUUGGACCUGGAAUGGGUGUUAGAACUGGUAAUCAUGGACCUAGCGGGUUUAACAUUCGAGCUUUAAUUCAAUUGUUGCCUGUCAUCUUGAUAUUAUUGCUGAACUUUGUGCCGUCAUCGGAGCCAAUUUAUAAGCUUUCGAGAGUAGAUCCGUAUGUGUACAGGUUUACUACACAAAAAGGUGUCAAUUUUUAUGUGAAGUCAGGGAGGUUUGAGCAGGAGUAUCCCACUAAUAGUGGUGAGCGGGUGGUACUUGAGCAGAGAGUCGAGAAAGACUAUUAUUCAAUCCUUGCUUAUAAUUGCCAGCUUGAGUUGCAGCGUCUUCAAUGGGGUUGGAUACGGCAAACACCCAAUUGUGAUGCAAUGAAACAAUUUCAGAUGGUGGCUUGAUUACCGAAUUUA